This is a messenger RNA of Penicillium longicatenatum, 885 nucleotides long. RefSeq lists its product as uncharacterized. NCBI's taxonomy places the organism in Eukaryota, Fungi, Ascomycota, Eurotiomycetes, Eurotiales, Aspergillaceae. The transcript has 2 exons. The record is from RefSeq and is a predicted model, not a curated record. The coding region runs from base 1 to 885 and encodes 294 amino acids.
AUGAGCUCCAGCUCCGUAGUCUAUGACAGCGACACAGCUAGCGACGAACGACCUCCAUCGCAACCCACAAGAACCAAGAUUCAUGCAAAUUUCAAAGUGGCCCGCCCGCCCCCAAAAUCAUCACUCCGUCUGGCCCCAAAGCUCCUCCUGCAAAUCCAACAAGUUGCGGUCAAUCAUCGCCCAGUCCCGGUUUUAGAAAUAUGGCAACCACCUUUCCGCAAAUCAAAACUCACGCGGGAAUUUCCCCAGCGGCCUAAAUUAAGAUCUGGGGAUAUCUACGUGACCAGCAAUGAACCUUAUAUGAUGCAUACCAAUUCAAUCCGAAAGGACUCGACCAAUUCCUCUGAGAGUGAAGAGGAUUGCAAUACUCCGCAUAGGGACAUUAUUGCAGCUUUGUGUCAAUCAUCGACCGGCGAGACGCCGGCAUCAUCUAUUUACUUUCGCAAUGCCCGGUCUAGUUGGCAAGGCAGUGUGGGUACGGCAGGAUCGGAGAAGACGCCAUGUUACCGAUUUACUAUUAGGAAUGAUCAGGAGGGGGAUCAAGAUUCUGGAAACCGCGGAAGGAUGAUCUUGCAGUGGGAAAAGAGAAGUUCAACGGGAAAAGAUAAUGGGCCUGAUUCGGACCAAUUCGUCUUGUUCUUGAUUGAUCGGACUGCGAGGAGGAAAAGUCGCCUUGCCACGAUGACAAGGGGCGGAUUGGAGAUUCUUGUGCGAAAGAGCUCUAUCAUGGAGCACCUCCAAAUAUGCAUGGAUUUAACGGAUCCUCUACCGGCUACAGGCGAUGCUAGUGCCCGCGAGGCAUUGGAGGCAUGGUUAUACACAGAGAUCCUCACGCUGGGCGUGUGGGUUGCUCAACAAGAAGGAUGGCAUGGACUGGCUUCAUGA